Molecule: messenger RNA, 2406 nt
Organism: Pimephales promelas (fathead minnow)
Lineage: Eukaryota; Metazoa; Chordata; Actinopteri; Cypriniformes; Leuciscidae
Source: RefSeq, a predicted model, not a curated record
GUAUCUUCCUUCCUAUGUUUUUCCAAAUUUCCAGCCAUUUUUGAGGUGCGGACAUUGCAGGACCUGUGCCGGAUCGCUAUCCGCCACACUCUCCGGCAGCCCAUAGCUAUGGGUGAAGGACGCACAAAGAGACGGGUGUCUUUCCCAGGGGCCCGAGCCAUGCACCGCUACGGGCCCCGCUUCGAGAGGCGCCGCUUCUGUCGCCGCUUCUACCGCCAGUGCGUCAACUCCAUGGUUCUCCACGACUCCAUGAUUCCCACAGCCAUGGACGAUUGCAACUACCCCGGAGGAGUUGAAGAGGACGAAGAGGAAGUGGAGGAGGAAGAGGAAAGGGCUUGCCGCCGAAUGAGAGAAGACCUACCCGAGGAGGACGAGGAGGAAUCCUCCGGCACGGAAGAGGAGAAAAGCAAAAGCGGCUGCGCUCGUGUGGAGCCUCCCGUUAAUAUCCUGAGGGAGAAGAUCCUAAGACUCCCGUUACCUGAACCCCUGAAGAUGUAUCUGCUGUAUUACAGGGAGAAAUGAGACGUGCGGUGCAGCGCUAAGACGAUUAGACGUGAAGAAAAGCCUUUCUCUUCUUCCUCCUCCUCUCAAACUGGAUUAGCAUGACAAUUAAGUCCUCAAUUAAUGACAUCACAAUAUCCAUAUCCCUGUGUGAAGAAAAGCUCCUUUAUGUGGGAUGUACAGAGAUGGAACCGAAGGACUGAGCUCAUUUCCUGAAUAAUCAAUGUCGCCUGAGCUCACGCUCACAUUUGUUAAUUCGGUAUUCCCCUCGAGAUGAUCGAACACGUACGUGACCUAUGACGCAUUGUCCCUGUGGGAAUUGCUUGUUGCUGUGAGCUCUUUUAGAGUAGCAUCACUUUGGGAUGUGGUGUAGUCUGACAAGUUGAAUUGAAUAUUUUUCUAUAGCUUUAAGGUGCGGUCACAUUUACCGUUGCUCGGCCAAAUCCUGUCAUUUCAAUUUCGCCUGUUCAAGUCGGUCACGUGAAUCAGUUGCGUUGACCAAAAGCUUCAUAUGAGCAGGAAUUUCGUGCGAGUAAGAGAGUUCUUCACGCAGAUUUCAUGUGGAUGACUAACGGUAGGCUGCUUGCUUUGAAAGUGGCUUCUGUGUGAGCUGUGUUUUAGGCACUCUAUUGACAUUGGAGAUUUUUUUGCCAGUGAAAUGUGACCGCACCUUUACACAGGUUGGCCCUCCACUGUUGAACUCUUUUCCUUGCCUUUACUGUGUUCUCCAAAAUAUUGAAUAACGCCUGCAUGUGUACUGCCGUAGUGCACCAACAAUAUGUCAGUAUUGGAGUUUGUGGUUAUGUGCGUUUGAUUACCAUCGCUGGUAGCAUUACAUUUGACCUUGACCCAUGCGCGUAAGAAAUCGUUUCUGCACCCAGUUACCAAGGAACAAUCAUCGGUCAGAAUGAUACACACAGUGAUUUAUGUUUUCAUUGGGUCAUAUCGCAAGCUUUACCGUUAUAUUGUAAAGAUUGUGUGAAAAUGAAGAGACAUUUUUUUAGUGAAAUUCUUAUUUAUUGGUAAUCACCAAAUUUAGUUUUCAUCAGGUAAAUGAAGCAUUUGGAUAUUUUUCAGUGCUCAGAAUCUUUGGCCCUACUCAGGAAUACUUUAGGAAAACAUUUUAUUUGAUAUAUUUUUUAACUCAAAGAACAAAAAGACCAAAAUGUUAGGACCUUUCUAUUUUUUGACCAAAAGUAUUGAAAAUGAUCUUUUGCUUUUUGUAUAUCACAGUGGUGGUAAAACCAUGAUUGGAUCUGGCGAUUCUAUGAUCCCAGUUCUGAUUUCUACUCAAUUGGCUUUAUGCCCAGCUGCACUACUUCCUGAACUUCAGCCAGCUUCUUGUUUCCUGUCUGCCAUUAUUGGCCAAAUUGAUUAAUUCAGGUGUGUCUGAUUAUUGUUGCCAUGACUACUGAGGUCAAGCACACCUGAAUUAAUCAAUUUGGCCAAUAAUGGCAGACAGGAAACAAUGAGCUGGCUGAAGUUCAGGAAGUAGUGCAGCUGGGCAUAAAGCCCAUUCAUCAGCGCAGGAGCUUUUCUCUUUAGUUCUCAUUGAUGAUUGUGUGCUUGUAGGAAACAGAAACUUCAAUAAAGUUUGAGUUUGCACACUGGAAUGACACAUUUCUGUUCAUUUAUCGGUGUAUUGUACUUGCAAUAUGUAAUUGAAAUUUCAAAACUUUUGAGUGUUUUUAUUAAGUGUAAAUAUAACAUCAUUUUGAACUCGCGUUUAUUGUAGAUGUUGUAGGCUUUGAAGUUUGAGAAUCCAGAUUUUGAACGUUUAGCUAAAAAGCUAAUCACAAACCUUUCACCUUCAGUGAUCCUUAUUCUUCAGCUACGUAAUAAUACAUAAAAAGUUGUAACAUUUCACAUUACUUGUAUGUGCAUAUUAAACAAUAAAAAAAAAAA